Molecule: messenger RNA, 828 nt
Organism: Lolium rigidum
Lineage: Eukaryota; Viridiplantae; Streptophyta; Magnoliopsida; Poales; Poaceae
Product: heavy metal-associated isoprenylated plant protein 25-like
Exons: 3
Coding region: 375-605 (76 amino acids)
Molecular function (GO): metal ion binding
Source: RefSeq, a predicted model, not a curated record
CUUACACAUGGAAACAAACUCUAACUUGUAUGCACGGUUUCUGUCUACAAAUCAUUCGAUGUUAUUCCAGUGUUUACACUGACUGAAGUUGUGUUGGCAGAACACUGAAACAAGUGCUUAUCUGCUCUGUUUUUUUUUGUUUUUUUGCGAUGAAGCUCCUCUAAAAGUAGCAAUCACUGAAAAUCAACUGGUCGUUUGCAGGUUCCAUUGCCAUUUUCUUGAAGCACGGACUCACAAUGCCUCGUGAACAAAAUUGUCAUGCUUCUUCAGGUUGGCUGCCACAGAUAGAUAUGCCAUCAGGAGCUAGAGUUCUGUCAAACUGACAAACAUCAGCAGAAGAACAAAUUGCAGCUUUGCAUCGUGAGUUCUACUGCAUGACGAUGCGGAUGAACAUCGACUGCAGCGGGUGUUACCAGAAGAUCCGGAGAGCUCUUCUCGAGAUGCAUGAUAUCGAGAGCCACCUGAUCGAGCGGAAGCAGCAGAAGGUGAGCGUCUCCGGCGCUUUCGUGCCGCAGGACGUGGCGAUCAAGCUCCGCAGGAGGACCAACCGCCGCGUCGAGAUACUCGAGCUCAAGGAGGUCGACGCUGCCCCCUCGGGCCCCUGAAGGCUCAAGCAGGAGCUAUCUGCCAGUCCCAUGCUAUCUGAAGCUGCUGAAGAUGAACCACUGUAGAAACGAGCAGACGAACAAUGCAAAGCGUGAACAUUGACGUCUACAGCAUAGCAAUAGUCAGCUUCAUAUGUACUGUAUAUAAUUAUGCAUGGAUAUGAUGAUAGGCUAAUGUUGCAACCGAGUUCUUUUAUUAUUACGAGAGAUGACAUUAUGCAAA